This is a messenger RNA of Cladocopium goreaui, 4092 nucleotides long. NCBI's taxonomy places the organism in Eukaryota, Dinophyceae, Suessiales, Symbiodiniaceae. The record is from the annotation of a GenBank genome assembly.
AUGACCGGAAUCGGAACGCCGCAGGCGUUGGCUGAUGCCAAUCUGUCGCGCUUGUCCAUUGCGCCACGGCCACCUCUGCCGGGCGUUUUGGAGGUGUUGCUCACAACAGGUGACGGACUGAUGGACGUGCCGCUGUCCAAGACGGACAAGAUCGCUGUUCUAGGCAGUGGAGAUGGCCGGCUGCCGAUCCUGGCCGCCAUCCAUGGGGUGCGGAUCCUGGCGCUGGAGAAGCUGGCAACUAGACGCCCCAAAUCUAUCCAACUCUUGCGAAGAGAAAUCAUGGCGGACUCCAAAGUGAAGGACAUGGGCCUGGCCGAGUUUGGCCGCAAGGAGCUGACUCUUGCCGAGCAUGAGAUGCCAGGUCUCAUGGCGGCCAGGAAGGAGUACGGACCUGGACAGCCUUUCAAGGGCUUGAACAUCAACGGCUCCCUGCACAUGACCAUCCAGACUGGUGUCCUCAUUGAGACUUUGGCUGCCUUGGGUGCCAAGGUGCGUUGGUGCUCAUGCAACAUCUUCAGCACUCAGGAUCAUGCUGCUGCUGCCAUUGCCAAGGCCAACACCGCCACUGUCUUCGCAUGGAAAGGUGAGACCUUGCCAGAGUACUGGUGGUGCACUGAGCAGAUGAUGACAGUGCCAGGUGCGGAUGGAUGCGACCAGCUGGUGGAUGAUGGAGGUGAUGCCACCCUGUUGGUUCACAAGGGCAAGGAGCUGGAGGAGAAGUUUGCCAAGGACGGCAGCCUGCCAGAUCCAGCCAGCACCACCAACGCGGAGUUCAAGUGUGUCUUGCAGGUGUUGAGGGACUCAAUCCAGGCGGACAAGACCAAGUACACACGAAUGGCUGCCAAGUGCAAGGGUGUUAGCGAGGAGACUACCACUGGUGUGCACCGCCUUCGUGAGAUGGCCGCCAAGGGUGAGCUGCUCUUCCCUGCCAUCAAUGUGAACGACUGCGUGACCAAGUCCAAGUUCGACAACGUGUAUGGCUGCCGCCACUCCCUGCCAGACAGCAUCAUGCGUGCCACCGAUGUGAUGAUUGGCGGCAAGCGUGCCUUGGUGGCAGGCUACGGAGAUGUCGGAAAGGGCUGCGCCUUCGCCAUGAGGGGUGCUGGUGCCCGUGUGCUCAUCACUGAGAUCGAUCCCAUUUGCGCUUUGCAGGCGUGCAUGGAGGGAUUUCAGGUGGUUACCAUUGAAGAGUGCGUGGGUGAGGUUGACAUUUUUACUUCCGCCACGGGCAACUUCAAGAUCAUCACUUUGGAUCAUAUGAAGAAGAUGAAAAACAACGCAAUCGUGUGCAACAUCGGCCACUUCGACAACGAGAUUGCCAUGGAGGACUUGGAAAAUUUCCCUGGCAUCAAGGUUGAGAACAUCAAACCACAGGUGGACCGCUUUGUGUUCCCUGAUGGCCAUGGUGUGAUUGUCUUGGCAUCUGGCCGCCUGGUGAACCUUGGCUGCGCCACGGGCCAUCCAUCUUUUGUGAUGUCCUGCUCCUUCACCAACCAGGUGUUGGCUCAGUUGGAUAUCUUGGAGAACUGCACCAAGAACAAAAAGUACAAGAACGACGUCUACCUGCUGCCCAAGCAGUUGGAUGAGAAGGUGGCAGCCCUCCACUUGCCAUCUCUGGGUGCAAACCUGACGAAGCUCUCCAAGGAGCAGGCCGACUACAUCGGCGUCAAGGUGGAUGGUCCUUUCAAACAGGACACCUACCGAGCCGGUGCCCUAUGCUCGGUCAUUGCUGGCUUUGCAAAGAUUGAGGUCGAUCGCGAUGCAAACUGCGAAGAUCGGGCUGCAAAAGGCGACUGUGCCAAGUCUCCAGACUUCAUGCUGGGCAAUUGCACCCGGUCAUGUUACAACAGGACCCAGCCCACCAGAUUGCAAUGGCAGGAGAUGGAGGUGGAGUUUCAACAAGCUGCUUCCAGCGUGGCGAAUUUAUCUGGAGUGACUGUGGCGAUCCUGGGCCAGGAUGGACCCAAAGGAGUUGAUGGCAAAGAAGUGGCGGCUUUGACCACGAAGAUGGAGAUGGAGUUACCUGCUGGAGCCAUGGUUUGGAGCUUGGAUCCUCUGCUCCUCCAAGGCGCUCAAGUGCAAGAAACCUCUGAAGACGGGAAGACCUCAGCCUCCGUCCCAGCUGGUGGGUUAGUUUUCCAAAAGCGCUUGCAUCUCAACAUCAGCUGGUCCAGAGACGUGCCCUGCCACGUCUACAUCCGGGUUCCAAAACCUUCAUUAGCGCUGAGACCCAAGUGGCCUUUGACGGUGGAAGAAGCCAAGCGUUUACAUCAGGCCGCCACGGAGGAACUGGUGUCCCUGGGCGCCAUGCGCCUAAGCGGCGCCGUGCUCUCGGAGGGUCGCUUCGGGGCCGCGGCCUUCGCCGCCUACGGCGCGCCAGAGGUGGCCGGGCGGCGCCUGGCGCGGGGCUUCGGGGCGCCGGCGGCGAAGUUGGGAGCACAGCAAGAUUUCUGUCGGUGCCGGCCGCGAGAUUCUUCUACUGGUUAUGAAGUGUCAGCAUUGAAUCUUCUGGGCAUGUUCCUGCUUGGAAUUCAUUCACCUCAACCCUGCCUGGCUCCUCCCUGCACUGCUGCAGACGCGGUGUUGGCGCUGUCCAUUGGUGAGCUGCGAAGACAGUUAUUGGAUGGUCACGAGGAGUCUUGUGACGUUCCACCACAAGUCUUGCGCGACUUGGGUUGCUUGCGCUUCAGUGAUCGACGCACCUUGCUGCAUGCAGCACUGGGGCGCAAGGACUUACAGCUGGCCCGUGCUGCUCUACGCAGCCAGGGCGCUGGGGGCCUCUUCUGUCGCGACGCCUUGGGGCGGACGGUGCUGCACCACGCAGCACAGGGCAAGCCGCAGCUGGGCCAGGUCAACAACUUCACAGGUGCCCUGCAGGAGCGUGUGAACGCCAGCUUUGCGGUGGAGUGGCUCCUGAAGCAGCUGCGCAGUGCACCAGAGGUGCUGAAGAUGUCAGACAACUCUGGCAGGCAUGCGCUGUUCUUCGCCGAAGAUGUCGCAACACUGCGGACGCUGGCGUCGACCGUCGGAUCUCUGUCCUCGACCGACUUAGCAGGGCGUGGCAUCUUGUGGCACGCCACUGCCAGCAAUCGAACAGACAUCAUUGCAGAGCUUCUUUGCGACUCCACUGGAAAGUCGGAGGAACAUCGGAAGCAGCUGGUGGUGCCACAUGGAGAGGAGAUCUCUUCCUCCCCGCUGCUGCUGGCCGCGCGGCGCAUGGCCGCGCCCAUCUGUGGUGCACAGCAUGCCACUGACGCGAAGGCCGCGUUGGAGGCGAUGACCGGCUGCACAGGAUUGCGCGAUGACUUCAAUGGCAGCCUGGAGGACUUUGCUCAGUCGGUGUGCAAAAACUCCACUGCGAACGCAACGCAAUGUGUCCUCAGCACAACGCUUGGACAGAUCCAAUGUGAGCUGUGCAACUUCCUCUAUGUGCAUGACGUGGUCCUCCAGAGUCGGUUCCUAGCUCUUCGUGAUGAAGCUUGCCAGAUCUUGCUGUGUUGCAUGCCCUUCUUGAUCAUUUUCUUUCUCAUUGCCGUCACCACUGACAUCGCCGUUGGCCUCACUGCUGCGGGAGGCCUCUUGGGCCUGGCGGCGGCCUGUGAUGGAGUUGCAUCGCUGGUCGGCAGCAGUGUUGGCACCUUACGGGUCACAGUGCGACAGCUGACUGGUGGAAGACAGCAUUUCUCCAUGGACGUGGCCUCGCGCCGCGAUCGCCCAGAUGCCACGUGGCAAUGCUGGUCCUCGCCACGACGUUAUGUUCUUUUCUCGCUACCAUUGAUGCUGCCCAAUCUCAUCACCAUGUCCUUGUUCGCCCUGAGAGGGGUCCUGGGAGAAGCGGGCUUGACGCAAUUUGGAGUGCUGCUGGCGUCUAUGGGCAUGUGCUAUGCCUCCCUUGUCAUUCUCCUGCGAUUUCUUCUGGUCAUCAGAUGGCCUCCGCUGGUGUUGAAAAGAGACUCCAGUGGCUGGCCGGAAGUGAGGAGCCUGACGCCAGAGGAGAGAGAACGAAAAUGGACCCACCGUCUGGGAUCAGCUCCUCAUUGCGCAGUGGGGGAAGCUCAGAUUUUCUACGCAGAUGGGGUUGUGAAUGGAUGA